GGUAGAUGAUGCAGAUGCGUUGCCUAACUACCACUACAGGGACGAUGCUCUUCUCGUUUAUGGAGCCAUAGAGAAAUAUGUGAAGGCAGUCGUAUCUGGUAUAUACGACACACCACAGAAGAUCUUAGAUGAUUACGAACUGCACAACUGGUUACAAGAGCUAAAGACACCUUCAGAAGGCCCUGGAUUAAAUGGACUGCCUGAUACGCUCGCAACAGUUGAUGACAUCUGCAGCAUUCUGACACCGCUUAUUUUUCAAGCCAGUGUACAGCAUGCAGCUUCUAAUUUUUCCCAAUAUGAUGAAUAUGGCUUCCCACCAAACUACCCUGCAUCAUUGGGCGGUGCGCCCCCUACUGAUAAGGAACCACGAUCGGAGAAGGAUAUCAUAAAGGUACUACCCUCGAAACCGCAGACGUUGGACGUUAUGAUCGUCACCCAGAUAUUGAGUACACGAGGAACUGCGGCAUUGGGAAACUUCGAAGUUGAAUACUGCCAUGAUCCUAUUUGCUUAAGUGCCAUUGAGAGUUUCCGAAAAGACUUGGCAGUGAUUGACAAAGUAAUAAAAGAGAAAGACGAAAUCAGGGACAACAAAUAUCCAUAUCUUUGCCCAAGUGAAAUACCAAAUGCCAUAAGUAUUUAACUCUAUUUGGUUGGAACAAGAAACUAGGGCGUACAUAGAGUCCGAUGGGCAGCUUUUGUACAUCCAUUUUGUGUAAUUAUGGAACAUUUCAAUUCAAUAAAAAAUGGACUUACGUCAUUAUACGAGGGGUGAUCCAAAAG
This is a messenger RNA of Owenia fusiformis, 780 nucleotides long. The record is from the annotation of a GenBank genome assembly. NCBI's taxonomy places the organism in Eukaryota, Metazoa, Annelida, Polychaeta, Sabellida, Oweniidae.